Homarus americanus (American lobster) is the source of this 2724-nucleotide messenger RNA. It is a transcript of the gene Arpc4, whose product is annotated as actin-related protein 2/3 complex subunit 4. The record is from RefSeq and is a predicted model, not a curated record. Gene Ontology annotation, cellular component: actin cytoskeleton; Arp2/3 protein complex. The transcript is spliced from 6 exons. NCBI's taxonomy places the organism in Eukaryota, Metazoa, Arthropoda, Malacostraca, Decapoda, Nephropidae. Gene Ontology annotation, molecular function: actin filament binding. Gene Ontology annotation, biological process: actin filament polymerization; Arp2/3 complex-mediated actin nucleation. The coding region runs from base 111 to 617 and encodes 168 amino acids.
UCGGGAAUCGGACAGACCGGGUGUACCCGAGAUAAGUGACAGGAAGCUAACUACAUUUAACCCUUGUUUGAUUGACACUCCUUCUCUUCUACCAAUAAUAUUCACCAAUUAUGUCUGCCACCUUACGUCCUUACCUGAACGCAGUCCGACACACACUCUCAGCUGCGAUGUGUCUCCAGAAUUUCAACUCACAAGUGGUAGAAAGACACAAUAAGCCUGAAGUAGAGGUUAGAUCCAGUAAGGAGCUUUUGAUGACUGCUGUUGUGGUUAGUCGAAAUGAGAAAGAGAAAGUGCUCAUAGAACCGUCCAUCAACUCCAUUAGGAUCUCAAUCUCUAUUAAACAAGCGGAUGAUAUUGAGCGUAUCCUUUGUCACAAGUUUAUGAGAUUUAUGAUGAUGAGGGCUGAAAAUUUCAUCAUUCUCCGGAGAAAACCCGUCGAGAGCUACGACAUAUCGUUCCUCAUCACCAACUUCCACACAGAGCAGAUGUUCAAACACAAACUGGUAGAUUUCGUCAUUCACUUUAUGGAAGAGAUCGACAAGGAAAUUUCGGAGAUGAAGUUGGCAGUAAACGCACGAGCCAGAGAAUGUGCCAUGGAGUACUUAAAAAGGUUCUGAGUGGUAAUAACAAUGCUAGUGGUAAAUACGGCUAUCAGUCAAAUCAUUAGAGGUUCCCAGGGCAGGAGGCAGACGACCCCUUGUAUCUCUUCCAUCACCCAGCAUCUCAUGUGUGAAAGAUGAAUUUUAUGAACUUAACUUCUCUGUGUGAUGUAUUGAUGAUAAUUUACCAAGGUCUGUACAUGCUUUAAUAUGCAGAUUACAACUUCUUUAGUUAAGACAACAUACCAUACAAUUGAGUGAAUUUUAGUGGUUGCACAAAUUCCUUAUGAGAUGUAAACUACAGAACUUUGAGGGUUAUUAUAGCUGUGAAGGAAGUAAUUGUUGUGAAGAAAAUAAAUGGAAGGGCAAUUUAUUAUUUACUUUGGUCAUUUGUUGAACCUUUAAACCAUUCCAGAGAUCUGCAGAAAAUAUAAUUUGAGUGUUCUAUUUUAUACUAUAUUUACUGUUGCAGGUUAGAAAACUGGGUAAUGUACCGUAAGAUAAAUGAUGUACUUUUAUAAUGGUUGUCAGUCAAAGAAGUCACUAGUGGAAGAUGGACGUUGUAUUUCAUUUGUUUUUCUUUAGUGUCACUGAUGCUCUCUUGUUAAUUACCCUCAUUAAAUGUAUGAUAUAUUGAUUUGUUUAUGAAUAGGUAAGCCAUUUGCUCAGUGCUAGAAGUGUCAAUUUUGAUAAUGAUAACUGGAGAAUUUUUAGAAUUAAAGUAAUGAUUUUAACUGCAAAUGGUGCUUGGCUCAGAGUCCUUAACACUUGCUAACUCUUUGUUGAGCCACAUCAGACGAGAAGGUUUUAGACACAAGACCCUAACAGUGCUGCUACAACAGGAUAUCUUAGUCACCUUCCUGUGUUUUGUAAUUAUAUCAAUAUUAUUCAGUGCUGUAAAAUGCCGGUUGGUGAUUGCUGCACCUUCUUGUUAUGUUGUGGUUAUAUAGAGACACGUACUACUGAAGGAAGGUUGUUUACACCUGGCAGAUAAUGUUAGAACAUCUUAUGACCUGCAGCUGGUUAAUACGUCAUAUUUUCUGCUCUAGGUCAUAAUUGUUGGGAAGUCUAUUCAGUUUCUUAGCUCAAGUUUUAAUAAUUAAUGGCUCAAUAUAAUAACACUGUACUGUACAUGCCAUCUUACAUAAUAAGAACUAUUGUGAUUACUGUAAAAGUUAAUCGUUUGAGUCUAAAUGAAAACAUUCUAUAACCAAAUUCGUUUAUAAUGCUAAGUAAUUUUAAUACCUAAUAUGUAUUCCUGUUAAUGACUUGAACUUGAAGAGGUUUGGUGUUUUUUGCUUUUGAAAUUAAUUCACAUCACUUUCUUUUCAAACUCCUUAUUUCUUAUCUUUGUAAUGUGAACAAAGAGAAAAUUUUGGUUAGCCUAACAUGUGCCCUAUUUAGUAAACCAUACAGUAUAUAUCUAAAGUUUAGAUCUUAAGGCAUAACAGAAUCAUUUGUCAUUAUCAUUCAGCGAACAAAUGCAGUCGAGGUUUACUUUCCAUAGGUCAAGUACAGAAUUCCCUCGGGAGGCUCCGACACAACCACAUUCAUGACUGGAGACGACACAAGCUAACACAACCGAGCGUAAUGAACUUAAAUUAUUUUCAGGUUAGAUUAGGUUAGGUUAGUUCAUGUCAUCUACUGUCAUAUGUGAUUGUCGUUGUCAACCUGGGGGAGCUCUAUGCCAAGGGAAGGUAUGUUAUUAAUAAGGAAUAUUUUCAAUACCACUAUACCGGUCUUUUGUGGAUUGUGUUGUAUGGUACACCCGCCUAAUGGUUUAUCUUUGCUAUGAUUUUUCUACCUUUGUGGCCUCUUGUAGAGUGUCUUUUUUAUCUUGGAUGUUUAGACAAGUAAAACCAUAUUAAAAUUUUAUUAAUUUUCACAUAUACGGUGAAACCUUUAUUUAACGGACGAAAUGAAGAGGAAAGUCCAUUAUAUCGAGGGUCCAUUAAAUGUGACCCCCCCCACAAGUAAUGGACUGUAUGGAGUGAGAAGUCCGUCAUAUAGAUGAUUCACUAUAGUAUUUGCUUUUAUAUUUUGAUUUAUGAUUGAUAUAUUAAGACUAUUAAGUUGUUUUUGGCUCCUUUGGGCUUUAUGUUGAAAAAUAUAUGUUUAAGAAUUA